This is a messenger RNA of Trypanosoma theileri, 1272 nucleotides long. RefSeq lists its product as uncharacterized. The coding region runs from base 1 to 1272 and encodes 423 amino acids. Lineage: Eukaryota; Euglenozoa; Kinetoplastea; Trypanosomatida; Trypanosomatidae. The record is from RefSeq and is a predicted model, not a curated record. The transcript has a single exon.
AUGAAUCCAUACAAGGAAUCUAUGCUCCGGCUGGUUGCCUACGCCGGACUGCCGCAGUACGGCACCUCAGAGAGAAUUGAACUCCCACCACCAAACACACCAGAGGCCGUCUAUUUUCAUUCCACAGAAACACCAGAGUGGAAAGCACAUAUCGCAUCACUUCCUUUUGAAGAACGUUAUCGGGCGUCUGUGCGUCGACGUCUCUCAACACGUAUGUGGGCAUCUGCACAGAGUAAUUUAUGUUUAUGGUGUUGGUUCCCAAAAGAUAUGUGUUUUUGCUCAAAAAUGGAAGAGUAUCGUGAACAGAUUUCUUCCCAACAGCGAACUUCUGAAGUGGAUGUGACGAUGGUCUUGCACGUGGGAGAAGUUAUGCGGGGAACUAAUUCUGGACAUAUUGCCGCGUUUAUUUUAGGCGCACCCAUUCGUGUUUGGGGAGUAAAAGAAGAUGAUCUUUACUUACAGACUUUGGCAGAUACUUCUGCUGAUCCUGCUACUACUACUGAUGUUAUUAAUUUUGAUGUUAAUAUUAAUAAUAAUAAUAAUGAUGAGGAUAAUAUUCAUGAAGAGGAUAAUGAUUAUAAUAACCGUCCUUUUACCAUCUCACUUUACCCAGAACCUGGUGCUCUCUUCCUGGAGGACUUUGUCCGUGAUCUUCCACGCAGGAAAAAGGUUCACUUACUUCUCUCAGAUGGAACAUGGGGACAAGCAACUUCUUUAAAUCGACACAUUCCUCGUAGUAUUCCCCGUGUGGCUUUAUCCGUUGAUGGUACAUAUACUUCACUUUUUAAGGCUCUUAGAAAAAGAACUAGAGAAACAGGUGUAUCAACACUUGAGGCUACCGCUAUGGCAGUUGAACAGUGUUUGAGAGGUUUAGAUGAUAGUAAUGAUGAGAUAGCAACAAGAACUAUUAGUGUUUUAACUUCCGUAAUGAAAGAUUUUGUAGAUUUGAGAUGUUUACUGAAAUAUCAAGAUGUAUGUUUUACUGAUUGUGUGGAAGAUGUUGCUGAACUUGUAGAGCGACGUGAUGCUGGUCGCCGUGUGGCUUCAUUAGGCCGUUUACGAGAAUUACACAAACGAGUGGAAAAUGAUAAGGAGGUGCGACAUUUAUUACUUCCUCCGGUGUUAAAUUACUGUUAUGCCUGCGAUACUCCAGUGUUGUGGCAUCGUAUGGUUGAACAUGUUUUAGGCAAAAAACAUCAGAAGAGUUUGAAGGAAAACCCUCUUUUUAUCCCAAGCGAAGGAUCACGGUUUUGUUCCUGCCUUAGAUGGUAA